CGUAUCGCAGCAGCUUCAAGGUAAAAUCUGCAUCAAAAUGUUGCGCAAAAAGUUGAAACUGGCCGAUCAACCGGAAGUGAACCCGUGUGCCACCAAUCACCCAUUAGAAUUCUCAUUGAGUUCAUUCAUCAACGAACCGAAACCGAAGCUUUCGUCGAUCGCCCCACCACCCGCAUCCGCUUUGACCUCAUCUCAUUUCACCAUCGACUCCGCCGAGCAUAAACCAUCGGAAAUUGGAAUCCAAUUGGAAAUCAUUCCAAUCUGGAAACGCGUGUACCAGCUGGAACUGCAGCUGUGCGAAGCCCUCAAGCAGAUAACUCUGCCAUCGGAAGUGGCAGCCACGUACAAUCCCAUCGAAUAUGCUGCCGGUCUUCAUUUGGCUUACAUGGAACGCUUCCUGAAUGAUGGUCACAAACCGGUGCUCUUUCUCGGCAUGAACCCCGGCCCGUGGGGAAUGUGCCAGACCGGGGUUCCAUUUGGAUACGUGCCGGCGGUACGUGAUUGGAUGCAACUACAGGGACCGGUAGCGAAACCGAUAGGGGAGCUAGCCGUGCGACCGGUGGAUGGACUGAACUGCACCCGUGGCGAACAGAGCGGACAACGCUGGUGGGGUCUGUAUCGGGAGAUUUGCGGAGAACCGGAGAACUUCUUUCGGAAUUGUUUCGUGUUCAACAUUUGCCCGUUGGCGUUCUUCCACUCCAGUGGAAGGAACAUCACUCCGGCAGAGCUGAAGGGAGCAGCCAAGUCUCGCAUGCAGGAAAUCUGUUCCGAGUACCUGAAGAAAGCGCUGGACUUGUUCGCUCCGACCGUCAUCGUGUCCAUCGGCCGGUACUGUGAGGACCGCGUCAAGCUACUGGUUAGGCAAAACCUGCUCGAUCCGAAUCGCGUCAGGUUGCUCUGCAUGCCCCAUCCGAGCCCCCGCAGUCUGAACAAUACUAACUGGCCCGAGAAGGCCCAACAGUGGCUCGUGGAUAACGGUGUUAUGCCGUACCUGAAGGCGUAGGAAUUGCAUUCAGCAUUUUCCAAGAUAAAUCGAUCUCCUAAUUGGCAAUAGCAGAGAGUACAAAUAAUUUGUGUUGUGUGUGUGCAAGAGAGAGAGAGAAUG
This is a messenger RNA of Ochlerotatus camptorhynchus, 1105 nucleotides long. It is a transcript of the gene Smug, whose product is annotated as Single-strand-selective monofunctional uracil-DNA glycosylase. Gene Ontology annotation, molecular function: single-strand selective uracil DNA N-glycosylase activity; oxidized pyrimidine nucleobase lesion DNA N-glycosylase activity. The transcript is spliced from 3 exons. The record is from RefSeq and is a predicted model, not a curated record. Lineage: Eukaryota; Metazoa; Arthropoda; Insecta; Diptera; Culicidae. Bases 38 to 1003 code for a protein of 321 amino acids. Gene Ontology annotation, biological process: base-excision repair.